Gopherus flavomarginatus (Mexican gopher tortoise) is the source of this 4185-nucleotide messenger RNA. RefSeq names its product NHERF family PDZ scaffold protein 4 (gene NHERF4). The transcript has 10 exons. The coding region runs from base 2095 to 3690 and encodes 531 amino acids. The record is from RefSeq and is a predicted model, not a curated record. Gene Ontology annotation, molecular function: protein-membrane adaptor activity; protein binding. NCBI's taxonomy places the organism in Eukaryota, Metazoa, Chordata, Testudines, Testudinidae. Gene Ontology annotation, cellular component: apical plasma membrane. Gene Ontology annotation, biological process: protein localization to plasma membrane.
GUAAUUCCUCUGGACAGCUGUCUGGUGUCCGGUGUGAACUGGGUCAGGGGGUGCUGAUCCAUAGAACCCACCAACCACCAUUGACCACCUCAGCAGAGGGCAAGGAUUGAAUGGGCCAUGGAGACUGAGAGAGAAGCCUGAACUAGGCAGCCCGGAUUCCCAGCUUCUCUUUAUGUCCUGAGGAGGGUGUGUGUUUUAAUAGUUGGAACUGGGAGCCUGAUCUCCUGGGUUCCAUUCCCAGCUCCGCCACUGACUUGCUGCGUGACCUUGGCCAAGUCCAUUCACCCCAUGGCCCCCUACUGCUGGGCUGGCUGAGGUGUGACCUGGAGGGGUCAGCGGAGGGGAGCUGUUCCCUCUUGCUGAGACUCAUGGGUGCAGGGGAAGACUCCUGCCUUGUUUAAAUAUUAAACCAGUGCAGUCUUGGAGGAGGCGGGGACACCAGCUUCACCUGCCACUUCACGCUGUACCUUGCACCGUCGCCACAGCCAUGAAGCAAAAGCAAGGUAAGGAGCUGAGGCUUAUGGCUGGGGUGGGAAGCAGCAGGGGGAGAAGGGGGUUGAUUCUGAGGAACCUGCCCACCACCCCCCGCACCUCCCAACACACAACCAAGGACCUGUGGCUUUCUUCACAGACCUCUGGUGGGGGUGGGUGGCUGCAAGGAUUCUUGGGGGUCCUGGUGACAUCCGGAGAGACAGAUGACUCAUCAUUUGGGGGUUCUAGGUAGCCCCCCCAGUUCCAUGGGAUUGUGGGUUCUCUAGGGCUGGCUCUCUCGGGCUGGUAUUUUGGGGGCUUAGGGCAUUUUCCCUGAGGAAUUACUCUCUGCCCUUGUCCCUAAACCCCAUUGCCCUCUUGUCCUGCCUCCCGCAAAGGCCCAGACCUGACCCCUACUGACCCUGAGAACAGUGUGUCCCUGGCUAUGAGCACCACAGCUCAGGCCUUGUUUCAUUCCUUCCUUGCUUCCCGGCCAGCUUCCUGCAGCAGCAGGCCAGGGUGGGCGGGGUAGUAAGUACCCAGUUAAGUGGAGGUGAAGGCUGUGAGAUGCGUUCUGCUGCUCAGAAAUGCAGAGGUAAGUGCCACUGGCUAGAACAGGUCCAGACUGCACCCCCAGAGCUGCCUCCCUGCUGGUUGGACUCCUUGCACUGAGCCUCAGUUAGCCAGGGAGCAAUGGCAGCACUUCAGCUAUUUCUUGGGGCGGGAUCAGCGGGUCAAAUUCCAGUCACUGACAGCCCCUCCACCUGCAGAUGCUCCAGAUCUCCUGUAUCCCCUCUCUUCCCCACACAGUGCGUGAGCCAGGGCUGCCAGAAGUCACGUUCUUGGCAGGCUCCCCUCUGCUAUGCCAUACGGGAACAGAGGAGUAAUAUCUGAUGCUACAGGGGAAGGCCGUACAGCACCCUCUGCCCCUCUAUCUGGACAAUCUGGUUGGAGGGGUGGCCCAGUCAAAUUUCAGUGACGUUGAGAUGUCACAAUUGGAGCAAUGCUGACUAAGUUGAGAGGAACGCUGCUUAACCCCCUCUCCCCCGCUGGCUCCAUGGCCUAUGCAACUUUGAGCAAAUACAAAAACCUUGCAAGAGGUGGGAGGGAAGUGUUCACACAUGCCCCUGACUCCCUUCCCCCCGCCAUCUCCUGCGCGCACAGCUGGCUCCACAGCAGAGAGCUGCUGCUUAGGAGGCUGUGGUCCUCCAAAAUGCAUCUGAUUCAUUGAUCCCAACUUAGGGUUCCUGCUCCCCCCAUCCCCAUUUCACCUGGUGCUUGUGCCUCCCCAGGGCAUCCACAUCACACGAGCAAGAAGCAGGCAGGAGGGUGCACAAGGACAAGGCUCCCUCCCUUCCUGACAAGCCCAGGAACUGGCGUCCACCUGAAAUGGGCGCUGGGUCCAGCCUGUGGGAAAGGAGGCACCUGAGCUGUGUUUGUGCCCAUCUAAUCUGGGCUCUGCUUACAGCCCCUGGAAGGGGACUAGCCAUAAGAGGCUGAGUUGGUGUCCCUGUGGGGCCCUUCCUUGGUGAGUGCAUGGCAGUGUCUUGGGGCAUGUGCUGGAGCAGGGUCUGCUAGCCCCAGGCAGGGGGUGGGCAUGUGAAUGCAGCCCAGGCGAGGGAAAUGUCAUGGCUACUAGAGAGACCGUCUGACCUCAGAGCCUUUUCUUCUGCAGGACUUGAGGAUACCAAGGAGCUAACCCUGAAAUUUGAAUUCAACCCCAAAGAUGGGAUUGAUAACCCAGCCCUGUCACUGGCAGAGGACUCCGAUACAGAAGGUGCAGAGAAGCCACGGUUCUACCUGCUCACCAAGGGCAAUGGGGAGAGCUUUGGGUUCUGCCUAUGUGAGGAGGUGGGGUACAAGGGGCACAUCAUCCGGCAGGUUGUGUGCGGGGGGAUGGCCCAGCGCAGGGGCCUGCAGGAUGGGGACCGGAUCCUGGAGGUGAAUGGUGAAUAUGUGGACAACAUGGAGCACUUCAGGGUGGUGCAGAAGAUCAAGGCCAGUGGUAACCAGGUGGCUAUUGCAGUCCUGGAUGGCAAUGCCUACGAAGUCGCAAAAGCCCUCGACAAGAACCUGGCAGAGCUGCUGCCAGGCCACACCAGGCCACGGCUCUGCCACGUCGUGAAGGACAAAAGUGGCUUCGGCUUCAGUGUUUCAGCUCCAGAAGGUGUGAAGGGCACGUUCUGGCUGUCCGUCACGAGCGACAGCCCAGCGGAUAAAGCAGGUGUCCCUUCUGACUCCUGGCUGCUCGAGCUCAAUGGGACCAGCGUUAGGAACUACACGUACGCACGGCUCACCAGGAAGCUCAAGCAGAGUGGCAGCAAAGUGACCCUGCUGGUGAUAGAUGCCAAGUCGGAGGAGUUCUACCGGCUGCAGGGUGUCAGGGUCAUAGCUGCCAUGGCCGAUGCCACCACGCUGCCCUUCAAGGCCAGGAAGCUGCACAUGGUGAAAGGUCCAGACGGCUACGGGUUCCUGCUGAAGGAAGAGAAGUGCAGUUCAGGGAUGAUGGGCCAGUUCCUGACUGAGGUGGAUACUGGGCUGCCAGCUGACAGGGCGGGGAUGAGGGAUGGAGACCGGCUCCUGGCUGUGAACGGUGAGGGCGUGGAGGGGCUAUGCCACCAGGAGGUGGUGGACAUGAUCCGUGCCGGCAGCAACCAGGUGACAUUGCUGGUCAUCGAUCUGGAUGGAGACAAAUUCUACAGCUCGAUUGGGUUGUCCCCACUACUCUUCUCCGAAGAUGGGCACCCAUCAUCGGGCACUCACACCACCCCAGGAUCCCAUCCCAGCAUGCCUCAGGGAAAUGGGGCACCUGACGGCACUCCCCGCCUCUGCCACCUUGACAUAGGGUCAGAAGGGUACGGAUUCCAGCUUCAGACUGUUGCUGACAAGCCAGGGGUCUUCAUCACGCAGGUGGCCGCGGGCAGCAGUGGGAAGCGAGCAGGCCUGAAGGAGGGGGACGUGAUUAUUGAGGUCAAUGGGAGGAACGUGGAGCAGGCGAGCUAUGAAGAGGUGCUGGGGAGGAUAAAGGAGAGUGGCCAGAAGCUGACGUUGCUGGUGGUGGAGCAGGAGCAACUCAGGAGCUACGGGGAGAUGGACCUCACUGUCACAGCUGAUAUGGCAGAAGGCGGCGAUGCUGCUGCUGCCAGGGCCAAGGCCCUGCUGGGUUCUAGGCAGGGGCUGCGGUGUGAGGAAUGGAAGGGACUGAGCCAGUCAUUCUAGCCACUCUGUGCUGGACCCAGGGGCUCAGCGCAAUCCCAGCUCUGGAGCGGCUUCAAACCACUGCCCAGACCAACCCUGGAUACGCGAUUUUGCACGCACGAUAACUUGCACUUUGAUUCUUCCCCUGAUCUGAUUUCCUGGUGAGCCGCUGCACCAAUCAGCUGAUCUUGGGACUUUAAAGCUGCCAUUUCUCUUGAGAUUGGUCUCACAGAUUAAGGGCAGGCCCAGCAUGGGAGCAGGGACCAGAACAGGUGAGGUCAGUGAAACAAGGAGGCCCAGGGGCCUGCACCUCAGGGAAACCAAUUACACACCUGGCUGAGGCAUCACAUCAACUUUUUAUUAACAGACACAGUGGCACCAUGUGUAACUGAAGGACAAUUGUGUCUCUUCACCCCUUUUGCUGCUAGCACUGGCUCUGCCAAGGAGCUGUACCUGGGGGCGCUGCAACAAAGCAUGGAGGUUUGGAGACAGUAAAGCUGCUGCAUUGCAUCCUAA